Messenger RNA from Manduca sexta (tobacco hornworm), 1357 nucleotides. RefSeq names its product malectin-B. Lineage: Eukaryota; Metazoa; Arthropoda; Insecta; Lepidoptera; Sphingidae. Gene Ontology annotation, cellular component: membrane. The record is from RefSeq and is a predicted model, not a curated record. The transcript has a single exon. The coding region runs from base 206 to 1009 and encodes 267 amino acids. Gene Ontology annotation, molecular function: carbohydrate binding.
AAUUCUCUUUGUCGCUACGUCACUAGUUGGCAUGGCAUUCUAUGGCAUUUUGAAAGUCUGCUAUGAUUUGUAAUGCCGGUAAUAUCCAAGUUAAUUUUCGAAGAGAAACCUUGACAGUAUCGGUGUGUGCUAGUAAAAUUGUUAGUUGGUGCGUUGAUAUUUAAAGUGAAAAAAUAUAAUAUACAAUUAACUAGUGACAUUAACCAUGACGAUGUUGCGGCUAACACUUCACACUUUUAUUUUCAUACUUUAUACCAUAAAAACAGCUACUGGUUUAGGUGAAAUUAUUUAUGCUAUCAAUGCUGGUGGACCUGCUCACACUGACAUAUACGGAAUUCAUUAUGAAAAAGAUUCUCUGCAAGGAAGAGUCGGCACCGCUUCAGAUUACGGUAAACAAUUGGUUAUGAUCGGUCGAGUUAACCCUAAAGAUGAAAUACUAUACCAGACGGAGAGAUACCACCACAGCACAUUUGGGUACGAUAUACCUGCAAAUAAGGAUGGCGAUUAUGUCUUAGUUUUGAAAUUCAGUGAAGUUUAUUUUAAUGCUCCCAACAUGAAAGUGUUUGAUGUAGUUUUGAAUGGGGACCACACUAUUGUGGCUGAUCUAGAUAUUUUUGACAAAGUGGGCAGAGGUGUAGCACAUGAUGAGUACAUACCUUACUCAAUUAAAAACGGCAAAUUGUAUUACAAUGAAGAGGAAUCAGAUAUACGGGGAGGUAAAAUUAAAGUAGAGUUUAUUAAGGGUUACAGAGAUAAUCCUAAAAUUAACGCCUUGUAUGUAAUGAGAGGUACUAUAGAUGAAGUCCCAAAACUACCUCCCUUAGUGUGGCCUGAAAAUGAAACAGAGGAACCAAAAGAAGAAAUAGAAGAAAAAAGCUCAAAACCAAGACGUGCCAGUGGGCCCAAACAACCUGACCCUUAUUCUAUGGAUGAAAGCUCUGUCCUAAUACCAGUGUUCAUCACUAUAGGUGCUUUUGUACCUUUAUUAUUUUGCCUCUGUAAACUUUAAGUCAAUUUAUUUUAUACCAUCUUCCAUAUUUUUGUUGUAUGUGUAUUAUAAUAUAUUUUAAUUAUCAUGAAUAUAUUUAAUUAUUUCAAUUCUUUAAAUAGAAAAUUGUGAUAUCAGUCUCAAUUUAACAGCAGAAAAAAAAUACUGCUCAUUCCAUAAAAAAACCUUUAAUAAGUUAAGAUUUUUAGAUUUUUGCACAUAAAAUAAGUAUUUGAUUAUUGUAAAUAGAAAAUGUGUUUAGAUAUUAUACAUUUUUAGUUUGCUUAAUUUACUUACUAAAAUAAAUUCAAUGUUCUAAGUCAAUUGGUUUAAUAAACCACAAUAAAUCAAAUGUUAAUAAACCAUAAA